AUGGUGGAUAUUAUUUUCCAUUAUCCUUUCCUGGGUGCUAUGGGGGAUUCUUCCAAGAAGAAGCCAGGCACGGCCACGUGCGUGGGCUGCGGGAGUCAGAUCCACGACCAGUUUAUCCUGAGGGUGUCUCCGGACCUCGAGUGGCACGCCGCGUGCCUCAAGUGCGCCGAGUGCAGCCAGUACCUGGACGAGACGUGCACGUGCUUCGUGAGAGACGGGAAAACCUACUGCAAGCGGGACUACUUCAGGCUGUUCGGCAUCAAGUGCGCCAAGUGCCAGGUGGGCUUCAGCAGCAGCGACCUGGUGAUGCGGGCGCGGGACAGCGUGUACCACAUCGAGUGCUUCCGCUGCUCAGUGUGCAGCCGCCAGCUGCUGCCCGGCGACGAGUUCUCGCUGCGUGAACACGAGCUGCUGUGCCGCGCCGACCACGGCCUCCUGCUCGAGCGCACAGGGGCCGGCAGCCCGCGGAGCCCCGGCCCGCUCUCUGCGCGUGGCCUGCAUCUGCCCGAGCCCGGGUCCGGCCGGCAGCCCGCGCUGCGCCCCCACGUGCACAAGCAGGCGGAGAAGACGACCCGCGUGCGGACGGUGCUCAACGAGAAGCAACUGCACACCCUGCGGACCUGCUACGCCGCCAACCCGCGGCCCGACGCACUCAUGAAGGAGCAGCUGGUUGAGAUGACCGGCCUGAGCCCGCGGGUCAUCCGCGUCUGGUUCCAGAACAAGCGUUGCAAGGACAAGAAGAAAUCCAUCCUCAUGAAGCAGCUGCAGCAGCAGCAGCAUAACGACAAGACGAGCCUGCAGGGACUGACCGGGACACCUCUGGUAGCGGGCAGCCCCAUCCGCCACGAGAGCGCGGUGCAGGGCAGCGCGGUGGAGGUGCAGACGUACCAGCCGCCGUGGAAAACGCUCAGCGAGUUCGCGCUGCAGAGUGACCUGGACCAACCCGCCUUCCAGCAGCUGGUCUCCUUCUCCGAGUCUGGCUCCCUGGGCAACUCCUCCGGCAGCGACGUGACCUCCUUGUCCUCGCAGCUCCCCGACACGCCCAACAGCAUGGUGCCGAGCCCGGUGGAGACGUGAGGAGACCCCCCAAUCCGCGGACCGCGCAUGCUCCCUGCAUGAGACUCGCCCGUGCUCAAGCCUUGCCUGCUGAAAGCUCUCGCCUUUGUAAUUGUUGUUGUUGUUAUUUAAAGAGAGAGGACAGAGAGAAGCGUCAGGACGGCUAAGAGCGGCAGGACGCACCUGCUUUCGCCAGGCUGGAGAGCCCUGCUCCGAGGACUUGUGUGUUCUCAGACUCAGAAUUUGGGGUUGGCUAGCGUCAGCCCUGCCCUCUCCUCUCCCUGCGUCCACGCCCCCGCGGCUCCGGGGCUCCAGCGGGGAGAGGACAGGACACCCGCGAGGAACAGACCUCAGUCCCCCAAAGCGCAUGAUUGCCGGAAAAAGUAGAAACAGACUUACCUUGAAAAUGUUUAAAUUAUCCGUCGACGGAGGACAGAGCGUGUGAGCCUUUGCCGAACAGAACGUAAGUUAUUGUUAUUUAUUGUAAGAACAGCCA
Molecule: messenger RNA, 1552 nt
Organism: Molossus molossus (Pallas's mastiff bat)
Lineage: Eukaryota; Metazoa; Chordata; Mammalia; Chiroptera; Molossidae
Gene: ISL2
Product: ISL LIM homeobox 2
Exons: 6
Coding region: 1-1077 (358 amino acids)
Biological process (GO): neuron fate specification; positive regulation of transcription by RNA polymerase II; axonogenesis
Cellular component (GO): nucleus
Molecular function (GO): cis-regulatory region sequence-specific DNA binding; DNA-binding transcription factor activity, RNA polymerase II-specific
Source: RefSeq, a predicted model, not a curated record